Molecule: messenger RNA, 3234 nt
Organism: Zea mays
Lineage: Eukaryota; Viridiplantae; Streptophyta; Magnoliopsida; Poales; Poaceae
Product: myosin heavy chain, striated muscle-like
Exons: 2
Coding region: 1221-3152 (643 amino acids)
Source: RefSeq, a predicted model, not a curated record
UCUUUGUUCAUAAUCUGUUUCAGAGUUGAAAUCUAUGUCAGACUAAUAUUUUUCAGUUAGAUGCAGUUUAUUCCAGAGUAUCAUAGGAAACGAUCGAUAUGCAAUUGUUGUUUUUUUAGUUUGUUUCAGGUCAUUUCAGUUAGUUUUUUGUAGACUGCUUGAGAUUUUCUUAGUGGUUAUUGUUUCUGUUGUUAGAUGUGUUGUUCCUCUGAUUUUUGUAACUAGAUUUUACAUUAUUUUACAGAAUUUUAGAAUUCUUUAGUGGUUACUUCUAUUUUAUUUUCAGGUUGCAAAGUGGACAUCCCCUAUUUCUAUAGUUUCAUGUUUCAUGCAUAUGAUGGUCAGACUUGUGUCCAAUAUAUUUUGCAAACCUGAAAUGUCAACUACAUUUUGGAGACAUCCGUCAAGAAUAGCACAGCAUCCUGUUAGGUGUCUUCAGAAACUGGAAUGCAGACACUGCCCAUAGUUGUUGGAUACUUGGGGCUUGUGGUAGUAAUGGCAACUUUUAGAUGACUUAUUUUUUUCAUACGAUGUCUAAAUACUUGCAGACACACUGUCCAUUGUUUGAGGUUUUAGAGAUGUUAGCAAAACAGUUUUUUCCUCAAUGAGUUGGGCUCUGUUUCGGACUCCUACUGUUCUGUUACCUCAAGUCUGUUAUGUGCUAGUUGUUUAAGUGCCUUUACUGAAUGUCGAGUUUAACUGCCUGAAAUCCUGCAGUUUCUAAAGAAAUUAGAAAACUGACCCCAUGCAUACUUUAGAAACUGUUGCAAAAAGUACAUAAAAGUAUAAAAUACACUUGCGAAACUGUUGUCCAAGCACUGUUGCAAAAAGUACAUAAAAGUUGCCUUGCGAAUUGCGAUCCAUGAGAUGUCGUUCGUUUCUUUCUUCAUCCUUCUGCAUUCUACUGAUUCAUUCUUGCCACAGAGAUUCUUCACCUUUUUCAAUGUUCUUAUAUCAAACAAAACCUAUAUGUACCCAUCCCUCUUCCCCACGACACUCCAUCUCUCCCUGCAUCCACACUCCAUCCCUUGUCUCUCCCCACGUUUCUUCCCUCUGGCUCAUGGAGUCAUGGACACUUUAUCCUCAGACCUCAGCUGAGGCAGCUUCAGGCUUCAGCAGGUCUGCAGGUGUAUAUAUAUUCCUCUGCUCCGGGACUGGUGCACAGCAAAGCGUCUUCCAUUUCUCAGAAGAGUGUGUGACAACAGCGACAACCGACAGACAUGUCUUCGCCGACAUCGCCUUGGUUUGCGGAUCUCUUCGCAGAUGACAGGGUGAGGACCCUAUCGCACCAGGUCUCCACACUUGGGGACAGGGUGUGGGAACUGGAGCACAAAAUUACCCAGCUGAUGGGCGAGAAGGCCAAGCUGGAGAAGCAACUGGAGGAGGCAAAGGCGAUCUCAAGCCACAAGGAAGAGGUGGGGAGAAGCUUGAAGGCUGAAAAUGAUAAGCUUCAGUCGGAGGUUUUGGUUGCGGAGGAAAAGUGUAGCAAGUCUGCAGCGGAGGUUGAGAGGCUGACGAAGGAAUUAGGCGCGCUGGCGGAGGCAAAGAGGCAGCUGCCAAGGAAUUCAACGACGAGAAGAGAAAAUCACGCUGAAUCGGAGGAUCUCAAGAUGAGGCUGGAGGAAAUGCUGGCCAUCAAGGAUUUGACAGAGAGCGAGAAUGACAAGCUUCGGUCCGAGGCUUUGAUCGCAGCUGAAAAGCAAAACAUGUCUGAAGCAGAGAUUGAGAGGCUCAAGAAGGAACUGAGUGGGUUGUUGGAGGCGAAGGAGGCGGCUGCCAAGGCUUUCGACGUACAAAAAGCAGAAAUCACCAAUGAAUUAGAGGAACUACAGAGGAAGCUGAAGGAAAUCGAAGCUAAUAAGGAUUUAGUGGAGGGAGAAAACAGUAAGCUUCAGUCUGAGAUUCUCACAGCACAGGAGAAAUAUAGACAGUCUGAAGCAGAGGUUAAGUGCAUUAAACAAGUAGUGUGUUCAGUGGUGGAGGCGAAGGAGGCAGCUGCAAGGGCAUCUGAAGCUGAGAAGGCAGAAAUCAUGGAGGAAAUGGACAACCUUAAGAGGACAAUCGAGGAGAUCAAGGCCAACAGGGAUUUGGUAGAGAGUCAGAACCAGGAGCUUCGGUCAAAGAUUUCGAGUGCAGAGCAAGAGCGUAGCCUAUUUGAAGGAGAGAUUAAGAGCGUCAGGAUGGAAUUGGGGGCAGUAGAGGAGGCCAAGCAGAUCCUUACGAGGGAGUUCGAUGCUGAGAAGGCAGAGAUCCUGAAGGAACUGGAUGACCUUGAGAAGAAGCUAGAGGAAUUGCAGACCAACAAGGGUUUGCUGGAGGCUGAAAACGACAAGCUUCAGCUGGAGGUUUUGACCGCACAGCACAAACAAAGCAUGUCCGAAGCAGAGGCUGAGAGCCUUAAGAUGGAACUGGGAGCAUUGGUGGAGGCAAAGGAGGCGGCUACAAAAGCAUUUGGUGCCGAGAAAGCAAAGACCACGAAGGAACUGGAGGAUCUUAAGAGGAAGGUGGAGGAAAUCCAAACCAAGAAGGAUCUGGUGGAGGGCGAAAAGGAUAAGCUCCGUUUGGAGAUUUUAAUAGCGGAGCAGAGGCAUGCCAUGGCUGAAUUAGAGGUUAAGCGCCUCAAGAUGGACUUGGCUGCAUCGGCAGAGGCGAGGGAGACAGUUGUGAGGUCAUGUGACGCUGAGAAGGCCAAGUUCAUGGCAGAAAUAGAGAACCUCAGGAGGAAGAUAGAGGAAAUCCACGCCAGCAAGGAAGCGGCCGAGAAAGCAGCGCGCAACAAAGAUGCAGAGGCUGACAGGCUGAAGGAUGAGCUGGCGAGGAUCCGGCUCUCUGUGUCACAGCUGCAAGCGUCCUGCGACGAACUUGAUGCCAAGCAGUCGCGCCUGAACGACGAGAAGAACUCUGUCCAGAAAGCACUAGUGUCCGAGAAGGUCGAAGGUAACAAGCUCAAGUUAAAAAUCGAGGAACUCGAGAAUCACAUUGCUGGCAAGGACGGUGAGAAAGGGAAACUGAAGGCGGCGUUGGAGGAAAAGAUGACUGAGAUCAAUGCUCUCAGCAAAGACAACGCGAUGCUACAUCGCACAAUUCUCGAGGCGCAAGAGAAGAAUAAAGGUAGCAUUUUAUCGUUCUUGUCACCGUGCGGCUCCAAGUAACUUGGUUGUAAUGUGUUGCAUUACUAAUGCAAUGGUGAAGGUACCAUGCAAUGAAAUAAAAAUUUCAGUUUGCUCUGUGACA